AUGAUCCCUUCAAAACACACGACUAUCAAAGAUCUAGACAUUGUCACCUAUGCAUUCAACGACAAGAUCUUCGUCAAUAUCCACAGCAAAGGAGCAUACACUAGAUCAUACUAUGUUCCCCUAAGACUAUCUCCAGGCAAUCAGUUCUUUGCACAUACCGAAUAUGACGACGAAGGCGAAGACAUCAGCAAUCUGCCACUCACUCAUCUCACUCCCAUGUCGCUAAUUGGAGGCUCCAAUGCUGACACAUUGGGUCAGAUCAUAGCUGUCCAGGUGGCGUCCCAGGUAGUCAAGGACUCGCCCACAGAGGUGCGAACUGUGUUUGUGUCCAUCGGCCGAGUCAGUCAGGACGACUACGACGACGUUCUUGAGGGAGUCAAGCUUUGCCGUGUUUGGUAA
Messenger RNA from Yarrowia lipolytica CLIB122, 399 nucleotides. RefSeq lists its product as uncharacterized. The record is from RefSeq and is a predicted model, not a curated record. Lineage: Eukaryota; Fungi; Ascomycota; Dipodascomycetes; Dipodascales.